This is a messenger RNA of Cladocopium goreaui, 9318 nucleotides long. The record is from the annotation of a GenBank genome assembly. Lineage: Eukaryota; Dinophyceae; Suessiales; Symbiodiniaceae.
AUGUCAGACGAGCAGCUUGAUGGCGUUGAGAUGCCAGAUGUCCCCCUCGUAGACUUAGCAAAGUGCCUGGAGAAAGACGCAUCAGUGAGAGCCCGGGUGAUGGAAACUGAGGGUGGCCAACUCACACGUUGGCCAAACAAAAAUGCAGUUGGUUUGAAAUCGGUAAAGGCCAUGGGCCUAAAUUCAACAGCACUAGAAAUCAUGGCGGAAUGGUGGGUGCAGGAAUUGAGGCGAAUGCUUGGCAAGAACCCCAAGGAUGCGGUGAUCGUGCAUGUCGAUGGCAAGGGCUUGAAGUCUUUGUUUUCGCAUGGCAUCUGUCGUUUCAAGGACCGAUGUGAUACUAGUGAGCCCCGAGCAGCUUCUUCUGCUCCAGCUGCUGCACCUGUGCCAGCGCCAGAGGCAGCAGUUGUGGAGGAUCCGAGAGAUGGUGGGGAAGAUGAUGCUAUCAUGGUAGACUCUGUGACCUCGGGUGAUUUGGUUGUAGCAGUUUCAACAGACACGUUGAUGGAUACACCAAGCCAUGAGGAAUUUCAAGACUCACAAACAGACCCUGGAUGUUACUUGAGCCCAGUGCAUGAACCGAUCGAAAACCCAAGUGAAGAGUCAGAACCAGUUUCCAUGAGUUCGGCUAUGCUGCCCCCAUCCAUGGUGCCAGAGAAGAAGAGGGUUGCCGCAGACUUGGGGGACAGCCUUGACCCUUAUGCCCCUGGUCUAUCCUAUGAUGAGACUGCACGCAGGGUCCGUGCCCGGAUUCUUUUGCUCCAGUUCUUUGGCACGGAAGCUACUGAGACCCUGCCCAUGACUGAGACACAGGUCAUGGAAGUGUUUGAAGGCUUCUCGAAGCAAGAAUCCCCCCCUUGUUCCAGAUCCGCUACGGAGAAGGAUAUCAUGGUUUUUCAGAAGAAGCUUCAACGAUUGGAAAGCACCCUGAUUCUUGGCGAUUCUCCACAGCCUGAAGUGGUUCCUUCUCAUGAUGGUGGGGCAGCCUGUCCAGACAGUCCCAUGCCUGUGUCACCUGCGGAUGAAAUCUCAUUGACCCAGCUGAAUCCUGCGGAGGUUAGCCCUGAUGGAUGUGACCCAGCAAAUCCUGUGGAGGUGGAGGUCAGCUCUGAUGAUUCCGAUGGACAAACAGUUCCCCCAGUCUUACGAGAAGCUCAAGAUGCUUGGAAAGGUGCUGCCAUGGCCAAAGCCCCAAAGGAGGAGAAGGAAGAAUCGCGUGGUCGUGGAAGAGUUCGCGGGAGAGGUCGUGGCGGCCGGGCUCCCAAGCAACCUGCGGCCACUGAUGAGGUUGAGGUUGUCGCUUGCCCUCGCCGUGACUUGGAGUCUGCUUUUGACGCGGUGGAUGACACAGGUCCAAACGUGGAGGUGCCAGACUCUAAGGCAGCCAAAAAAGAAAAAAAGAAGAAAAAUGCGGAACCGACCAACAGUACCUCCAAGCGCAAGGAGAAGAAGGGUGUGGAGAAACCGAAAAAACAUCGUAAGAGCAUGGACAAGAAGGAUGGCAAGGACAAACCUGAUGAGCCAGAACAAGAUCCUGAGAUGAACAACCUCCUUGGUGGCAAUUCAACGUUUGCUGGAAGGUAUCCUCCUGACAGUGCUGAAGCCAGGAACCGCUUUGUGGCCAUGGUUUCCACCUACCUCUCGAAGGUGGCGCCGCACAUCGACAGCUCCAAUACUACUCAGCACUACUGGUGGAAAUUUGCUUUCAAGUCGAUUGCGAAGACCAAGAAUGUCACCUUGGAUGAUUAUCGUCGCAUUGUUGAAGGUGAAGUUGCGAAGUACCCACAUCCAGAAGAAUGUCAGGACUCAGGCGUGGGCAAAACUGGCUUGCUGGCCGGGGCUAUCUGUCAGACCAAGGUUGAUGGUGAGCCUGGCAUUGCAGGGCAAGUUCGCCCAGCUAUUGAUGUCUUUCAAUGCAAGCUGUGGAUGCAGAGCUAUGGGGGCCGUUGCCCCAAACCGACGAUGCUGGUUGCGAACACAGAGCUAAUCCAGAAGCUCGAGACUAGUAAGCCCAGGGGUGUGAAAGAAAGGUUGAUCUUCGCACCCCGCUCCAUGUCCUUUUCGGCGAAUACCCUUGGAGCUUUGCAAGAGUGGCUGGCACGCAAUGAGAAGAGCCGGCCAAUUCCCACACCGGUUCGGCCUCUUGAGGCUUCGCGACCUUCUUCUGCUCAUCAACCUCAAGUUGCUGGGAAUGUGGGGGCUGGUGCCGAGGUGGGUGAGAGUCACCACUACCGUGAGUCCAUCUCCAAUGCCCCCUUGACCUGUGGUUAUGCUACCCCUGAUGAAAGUGAUUCUGAUGUUGACAUGGAAAAAUUGAAUUUCAAUGAAGAUGGGAUUGUGCAACCGCCGGAAGUGGAGGUCCCCAAGGCAGACUCCAACGUGGGCUUGUCGCCGCGUGAUCUGCCAAAGCCCCCUGUUGCUGUUGAUGGCAUCCUUUUGAGUGGGGUUCCCUCGAUCGCGGAUCAGCAAGCUCCAAAGCCGCAGCUUCAAGUUCAUGAUAUUUCUCCAGCAGCAACCGCCAACGAAACCUUCAUCUCUGAAGUGGAGAUCUUACGUGAAGAGAUGCCUGAAACCGAAGUGGUUGUGGAGGGCCAAUUUGCUUCGGAGGCUGAAAUGGUUGAAUGGGGCUUCAGUGAGCAGCGAAUCACCGCUGUGAAAGAGCACUGCAAGACCAAUCCUACUAAGCUUCUGAGGAAAGACAUCUACGAGAAGACCCUGCUCUUUUACGUCGAACGUUGCAUCAAAGGUACUGAGAAGAGAAGAUCCCGCCUCACAAUGAGCAAGAGGGCACGCUUUGAAGAGUCCGGCAUCGAUGGCAUGGACAAUGGCUUUGAGAUGCCAGAUGCAUCUGCGGUUGAAGGCGACGAGACGCAGCAGCUCUUGGAUGAGUCCGAGAAGGUGGAUGCUGCUGCCAAGAAACGUAAGACAGCUCUGUGCAAACGAAUCAAAAAGAUGGAAGAGCUUGCUCAGAAGUUCAAUGUUGACUGGGCUCUAACGGAAUUGCAACAACGGCUCCAGACUGCCAUCAAGGAUUCGUGCAAGGCCUUGGAAAAGUGGCAUGGAACACUUUCGGAUGAGUACUCCGCUGGUGUGAUCAAUGGGUAUUCGAAGGAGACAGAAGCUCGUUUGAGAAAGCUGAUCGAUGAUGCUGGUGCACAGAGUGUGGUCGAACGUGCACCUGGUGAUACCAGCCAGAACUAUGCUGAAAUUUUGGCGGAUGGGGUCCCAGCAGCUGCUUUGCGCCACUACGGCGACCUUGCCAGGGCUGAGAUGGGUGAAUGUGGGAAGAACCUGGCGCCAACAAAUUCUGCCAGGGAUGCUCAUGCCUUUAUCAACCGGUGGGGUUUGAGUUGGAGGGUCCCAUACUCGCUCUUCAAGUACCAGGAAUCCGGACAAAGUUACGAGUUUUCAUACUUGAGCCCCAUAUCCUUCACAAAGUAUCUACUUGAGAAAGCCCCUCAGCUGGUCAUGGGUGGCAUUGAUGGAUGCCAAGGCCGGAAAAAUUUGGAAUCGUUCUGGGCUUCCUACAGGGCCAUCGAUCCUGAACAUAUUUUUUUCCAAGAAGAUUGCCCAGGGAGAACAUCGUCCAACACUUUGGCUUUUGCUGUUCAUGGAGAUGAGGGAAGGGGUGCUAAAAAAGGCAACACUUGCAUCAUCAGCAUGGAAACUGUUCUGGGUCUGCGACAUCCAUCAGCCCAGUGGGAUUCAACUACCUGUUCUGAAUGCGUAGUUUCCGCUAAAGGGGCAAAACGCUUUAAGCUAGGCCCUGAGACCACCCAGCAUCACAGUAUGGACGUGCCUCCAUGUGCGAAGCAAGUGACCAACCUCAAGGAGCACAGCUAUUUGACUAAGUUUGUGUUGGGGGUACUACCCAACAAGUAUUACAAAGGAACUGGUGUGUUGGAUGAAUUCCUCACUGUGCUAUGUGCAGCCUUUGAGGUGUUGUUCAAUGAUGGUGUGCUUAUUGGAUCUGACAGAUGGUAUCUUUGCGUGGUCGGCCUCAAGGGCGAUCUACGUUGGCACGAAAAGACUGCGCAUUUGGAGCGCAAAAUCCUUCACAAACUGGACUUUGUGAAGGCAGGAUCCUUCACAAACUGGAUCCUUCACAAACUGGACUUUGUGAAAGGACUUUGUGAAGAAGGAAGGGUGGAGGAGUUGUCGUCCUGCCUGCCGGGCGAUAAAGUGAUUGUAUGGUACAGUGAUGACUCGGUCUAUCAUGAGAGAGUGCUGCUGUGGAAAACUGGUGAGUCAACUUGGUAUAUUGUUACCCCUGAUCAUGACGUUUAUGUGGAGGAUUUCAAUGACCCGGCCAAUGGUCCAGCCAGAUUCCACAUCAAAGGGCUUCAUUUCAAGUACUAUUCAAGGCUGUCUCAUGGAGUUUACAGAUUUGAUGACGAACUUUCAGAAGAUGAGCUGAAGAAGUUCAUUGAGGAGGCUUUGGACGAUCUAGGCUAUGAUGUGCUGCCCCCAGGAGCUUGGUGCCCAGGUUUUGCUAGGGUUGGCAAGAACCAAGUUAGCCUCUCCAAAAUGUUAGGCCAACGAGUGGUCCCCAGAGCGGUCAAGAGCAGAGGCAAAGGGGUCAUGGACGGCCCAGUGCCAGGCCUCCAAGGCUUGACUGCCGACUUAGCCCCUGAACUUGUCAGUGAGGUUUUCCCCAUUGACCCGGCACCGCCAGGCAAGAUCUGGGUCUCCUUCGGAGGUCCAGGCGACAUGGCAACACUUUCUGAAGUCCUGGUGUCGAAGGGCCAGGGUAUCCGAACUGGUAGCUUGGAAGGGCUUGCACACAUCGAUGGGCAAUGGCUGCAUGUUCGCCUGAUUGACGAGCAGCAGUUCAACAGUUUGGUGUCCAAAGGCAAUGCGCCUACUCCUUCUGCAAGGUUGGCCAGGGACUUAGGAGUAGAAGAAGCAAGCGGUUCCCAGGAGAAGGCUGCCACCUCAGGAGAACAGAUGAGUGAGGACGCGAGGACGUUGUAUGUUGACUACGAUGAUGAAGGUGAGCGUUUCAAGGAGUGGAGGCAGGUCACCCUUGAGAGCAGGGAGUACAACUACAAGGAUUGGCCAUUAGAUGGCCCAAUGACGACGCACCAUUUCAUCAAGCAUACAUACCGACAUGGAGGAGAUCCAAAGCGCUGGUUGUCAGAGUGGAUGCGCGCCAAACAAAUACAAGAAGGUGAUCGUAUCAGCUUCGAAAUGAAGAUUCUGAUCGAGAGCCUCUACAUAGCCGGCACAUACGACCAACUCAAUGUCAGUGGGCUGGCUUCUGUGGAAAUCCUGGUCCGGAGAAUCCAAGCCAUCGUGGACGCGUACUCCGCCGGGCCCAUUCCAGACUGGAACUCAGCGAAGAUCAUGACCCUCUACAGGUCACCUGAGGAUGCGAUCAGCCCUCAGCUCAAAACUUGGGCUGCCAGAAGGAACAAGGAGGAGCUUGACCUUGCGCAAACGCGAGCAAAAGUCCGGGAAGGCAGAAGGGUUGCAAUCUUGACUGAGGAGAGCGCUGCAAGUGCAGUUGCGGAUGGAGUGCUUCCAGCCGGGGGGCCGAAAGCCAAGGCCAAGCAGAAAGGCAAAGGUCGCGGCUUGGAGAGAAGCGCUCAGCGUGUGGCAAGAAAAGGCCACGUCGACCAAAGGACUCAGGAUGCUGUUUUGAGCUUGAACUGGUUAGCUGGCUUUGGUUUCACAGAGAAUUCAGGAAUUUAUGCGCCUGAUCCACUUCAAAGGAACGUGUUGGAUCGUGUGCACUUUUUAGCGAACCUCUGCAACUCGAAAGGAGAGCUGGACCAGGUUCCCAAACCGGAGGCAGCCCUGAUGGCGCUGCUCCAGGGCCGUUCUGAGUAUGGCUCCGAACUGCCGACUACUUUGGCGGUCUGCGACCUCGAGCGCAUUUCUCUUCCACAUACUUUGCAAGGUGCACCAGAGGCUGUAUCUUUAUUGGAUGAGAAAGCCCGUCGAUACUUGCAGGACCCCGAGCAAAUGCUGAGGGCGUUGGGCUGCGACCUUCGUGGAGAGCUCAUGGCUUCAAGGGUGACCCCCAGAAAGGUGACAAACGAGUGGAAAGCUGGAAGUUUGGAGGACCAGGAGUACCUUCAGCUCAGUGGUUGGGGCCUCAAUGAAGCUUUUGAGGAGGUGCCGGGAUAUUUGCUCCAAAAGGGCCGAUGGACGCCACGGCUCUGGGGUAAGUGGAAUCAUGAGGCAGGUAUUUUGGAGCUAGAGGAGUAUGACGAGUCCAAAAGCUUGACCCAUGCCAUCCCCCGGACCGUCACAGAAGCGGAGGGAACCCACUCUGAAGCCUCCUUUCGAGAGGUCCAGAACCACAGCUCCCAAGCGGAGCCGGGCGUGUUCAACCUGCUAGAUGUGGUUUUGAGUGCACCAGUGAAGAGUGCCAAAAGGGCACGCUCGGAGAGCAGCACCGGCUCCACCAGCUCGACUCAGAGCGCAAAGAAAAAGAAAAGAACAGACAAGGCAGUCGAACGCACUUGGUGGGGGCUCAUGCAAGCCUAUCCGCCUAUCCUCGAUUCGAUUUGGUCAGCAUCUGAUAACAAAGAGUUUCCCAACCCGGCACACGUCAACGAGCUUGUAUGCGAAACAGACAACGUCCGGAAGCAGAUUGAGGAUAAUCCGGACAAGGGCUGGGCCAUUACUGUCUACCUUUUUGUCCUCGUCAUGUGGACUCUGAUGAAACUUGCCCAUGACUGGGCUUUGCUGGCAGAUGUAGCAGAAGACUUUACACUAGUGAUCGGUGUGCUUUCAUGGGCUUUUCAGUUGCUGGCAUCCUUUGCAGCCUUAUACUGGGCAGCUGCUGUGACCGACGUCUUUGUCUCCAGGGUGCCUGAAGGUAAUGGUGCUUGCUAUUACCAACUGCAGCCUUUCGCAACUUUGACAGCCUUGGGUGCGGCGCUUUUGCUGCUAUACUUUAGUCAUGUGAAGAUGAACAACUUGGUCCUAUCCCUUGUGAACUACUUUUGCAAAAUAUUCAACGUGCCAUACGGUGCAGUUAAGGGCAUAGCUGCGUCGCAGCCUUUGCUGACCAAAGGAUUGCAUGGAGAUUCCGAUGUUCUACCUUCGCCACAUCAGCAGCUUGAAUGUCGAAACCGGAAGCGGCUGUGCAUUUUCGUCAGAAGUCUUUAUUGGUUUUGUUUGUUGUCGUAUGGGCGGCUAACUGUUCCGUUCGACUUCUUUGGGAACCUCUUCCUGCGAGUGACAGAACUGGCUGUCAGCCAAGCUUGGUCUUUGGCCCCCGUGGUGUUCCUCAAACUUGCCACUCUGCUGGCAGCUGCUGCGACUCCGGUCAUUGGUGGCGCUUUGGCAGCUUCUAUGCUCGUUACUGUGAUACAGGAGGCUCUUUCAGACUGGCGCAGUCUUCGGGCCAUUGACAAGCUCACAGUAUCUGCUCAACCUCUCCUUUCUACUGCAUUGCUUCUGUUGGCGUUGAGCACCUCUGGCGCCGCCGUCCGACACAGCCCCUCGGCGGCCGACACAGUAUACUUCGCGCCGGCGGACACGGCACUUGGCGCCGGCCGACAAGCACACCCAGCCGCCGCCGACACGCCCACCCCGCCGGCCGACUUACCGCGGCCGACACAAUUUAAGCCAGAUGCCAUGCACGCCACUGGUGAAUUCUUCUUUCGCACUUGGUGGGGGCUCAUGCAAGCCUCUCCGCCUCUCCUCGAUUCGAUUUGGUCAGCAUCUGAUAACAAAGAGUUUCCCAACCCGGCACACGUCAACGAGCUUGUAUGCGAAACAGACAACGUCCGGAAGCAGAUUGAGGAUAAUCCGGACAAGGGCUGGGCCAUUACUGUCUACCUUUUUGUCCUCGUCAUGUGGACUCUGAUGAAACUUGCCCAUGACUGGGCUUUGCUGGCAGAUGUAGCAGAAGACUUUACACUAGUGAUCGGUGUGCUUUCAUGGGCUUUUCAGUUGCUGGCAUCCUUUGCAGCCUUAUACUGGGCAGCUGCUGUGACCGACGUCUUUGUCUCCAGAGUGCCUGAAGGUAAUGGUGCUUGCUAUUACCAACUGCAGCCUUUCGCAACUUUGACAGCCUUGGGUGCGGCGCUUUUGCUGCUAUACUUUAGUCAUGUGAAGAUGAACAACUUGGUCCUAUCCCUUGUGAACUACUAUUGCAAAAUAUUCAACGUGCCAUACGGGGCAGUUAAGGGCAUAGCUGCGUCGCAGCCUUUGCUGACCAAAGGAUUGCAUGGAGAUUCCGAUGUUCUACCUUCGCCAUAUCAGCAGCUUGAAUUUCGAAACCGGAAAACAGCUUGGUCUUUGGCCCCCGUGGUGUUCCUCAAACUUGCCACUCUGCUGGCAGCUGCUGCGACUCCGGUCAUUGGUGGCGCUUUGGCAGCUUCUAUGCUCGUUACUGUGAUACAGGAGGCUCUUUCAGACUGGCGCAGUCUUCGGGCCAUUGACAAGCUCACAGCGACGCAGCUCUUCGACUGGAGGCAACAGAGCGACCAAGAUGUCAGCUGUCGCUUGUUUGAUGAUGAAGCAUCCACCCACGUCCUGCCUGCUGAGCCACGCUUGCAAGAAAAAUCAGUACUAGAAGUGGACCAGGCACAGCCUUCACGGCUGCACUACGAGGGACUGCAAUUGUAUUCUCAACCAGCUAGCUCGGACGAUGCUUGGAAGAGUUUAAACAAGUUGUCGAAGGGGCCACAAAUCAACCUUAAUCACUACCGGGGUUUUGUUGGACCUUAUGAGGCUUAUGCGGACAUGUCAGGGCUUGAAUUUUCCUUGUUGUAUCUGAGCGGCUUGAAAGAAACGGACUCUCUGCUUGACAUUGGCUGCGGUGCACUGCGUUUGGGGCGGGUGGUUUCGCCAUACCUAUUGCCUGGGAAAUACCAUUGCAUUGAGCCAAACAGCUGGCUUGUCCGAGAGGCCCUUCAUUAUGAAAUUGGGGAACAGAUCUUGUGGCUGAAGCAACCCAAAUUUGCUUUCAAUGACAAAUUCCAAGCACCACUGGCAGACUCGACUUUCAACUUUUUGAUUGCGCAAUCCAUUUUCUCUCACACUGGCCUGGAUAUGUUUGAAGGUGCAAUGAAGAAGAUUAAAGGCUACAUGACUGAUGCUUCAGUUUUCUUGCUCACUUUUGUGAGGGUCGGCAACUGGCCAAACUGUACAACAAGCGAAGGCUGGCUUUAUCCAGGUUGCUGUGCGAUGACAGACGAGGCAAUACAACAAGUGGCGACCAGACAUGAGCUCUUUGCAGUCCCGCUGAAAUGGCGGCAUGACAGGCAGCAAUGGUGGGCAUGGAAGGAACAGGUUCUGACCCAAGCCUGGUGUUCAGUGGACAUUGCCCAGCUGUAUCCUGAGCAGACAGAAUGA